Bombus huntii is the source of this 913-nucleotide messenger RNA. RefSeq names its product coiled-coil domain-containing protein 134-like. Lineage: Eukaryota; Metazoa; Arthropoda; Insecta; Hymenoptera; Apidae. The transcript is spliced from 3 exons. The record is from RefSeq and is a predicted model, not a curated record. The coding region runs from base 237 to 704 and encodes 155 amino acids.
GUUGAUCACCAAAUCAGCGGCAAGCUGCAAAACAGCGAUGCAUCUCAAAUUAAGAUCUACGAAGAAUUAUGUAUCCGCUCAAAAUAUAAUUAGCCUUUAUUUGGACAUUUAUUAUAUCGUAUUUGUGGCAUUUUUAUAAUUGCAGUUUCAAAAAAUCAUUUGGACAUCAACGCAAGGAACAUGCUAAAGCCGUUAAACGUCUUCAGAAAAUAGGUAACUACGAACGUUUGUAUAAGAUGAUUUUAGUUAUUGGUGAAAAGAUGAUUGAUGCGAUCGAGGUAAAUAAGGCAUUAAUAGUAAAUGAAGAUUUCAAUCCAGAUAAUAGAUUAUUGCCACAAAAUGUUACUAUACAAACUGCAAUAUCUACUGUCUUAGAAAACACGGCAUUCUUUGGAGAUAUUCUUCUUCAUUUUCCUCAUUUUACUCACCGUAUACUUAAAGUGCAACAAAAAUGGAAUCCGAUCAUAAAUUGGUCCUUAAAUUUUACGUAUCGUACUAAAUAUUUGUUAGAUUCGGAAACCAUUGUUAAAAUUCAUUUAGCAUCUCAAGAAUUAAACGUUAUAAAACGCGAACAGGGAUAUUCCAAUCCUUAUUGGCAGCCUACUGAGGCUCAAGAAGGAGACAACGGGAAGAUAAAGAAAAAGAAAUCGGCUACAAAAGGAAAACAGAAGAAGGGGCCACAAAUGACCAAGGUUGAGUUUUGAAUAUAAUUAUAUUUUUUUCAUAAUACGCGUACACAUGUACUUACGAUAAUAAAAAAAAAAAAAAAAUGUAUUCUUGUGUACCUUGUAAAUAUUCAAUAGAUUUCCAAUAUUAGAUGGUUUUAGUUGAUGAAAUAAUACGAGAAAAAUACUUUUUUGUGUAUAUACGUAUGUAUUUUUGUACAUUAAAAUCCAAUGGUUAUUAUUCUUAA